Molecule: messenger RNA, 541 nt
Organism: Colletotrichum phormii
Lineage: Eukaryota; Fungi; Ascomycota; Sordariomycetes; Glomerellales; Glomerellaceae
Product: NADH:ubiquinone oxidoreductase 11.5kD subunit
Exons: 3
Coding region: 116-430 (104 amino acids)
Biological process (GO): mitochondrial respiratory chain complex I assembly
Source: RefSeq, a predicted model, not a curated record
UCUUCCAUUGGCACAACCACCAUCCGGACUUUCGACUUCGCGAUUGUGUCUCCACGACAGUUACCCGACGACUCGAAGCUUCACCAACCCACCAAUCGGCGCUUGUAUAUCCACAAUGGCCUCUGGAUACGGACUUCACGGAGGCCCAUCGCGGUGCUUCCCCUACUGGCAGGAGCUCCUCGGCUGCUACGUCGUCAACACCAGCGGCGAGGACCACUCGGAGAAGAAGAAGUGCGGUUUGGCUCUGGAGGAUUACUACGAGUGCUUGCACCACAAGAAGGAGGCUGCGAGAACGAGGGCGCUCCAGGCUGCCUACCGAAAGGCCGAGUCGGCCAGUGCACGAGACAACGCACCGAGCGCGGGGCAAAUACGCAACCUGGGACUACUCGGCAAGGAGGAUGACACGAAGGCUGUAACGGGGUCGGGUUGAGCGAGAUAAAGUUGAAGCCAGGCCCGAGAGGGGCGAAACAACAUGUACAUGGCGCGAACCGGAUAGGUAGCUGCUGCAGGCACCAAAUGAUCAACACCAGUUUUCUUUUCA